CCAUACCCCAGCCAACUGCAAGUCCCUCGCUCACGAUGUCUCCUGUCUUGAUCAAUGGCGAAGCCCACAACACUAACGGACACACCAACGGUGUGAAGAAACCAGACGGCUUCGGCACCCGUGCUAUUCACGUAGGCUCCGAGCCAAAUCCCGAGACCGGUGCUGUCAUCCCAGCAAUCUCGCUCAGCACGACGUAUAAGCAGGACGGCAUUGGGAACCACAAAGGCUUUGAGUAUUCUCGCUCAGGCAACCCGAAUCGAAAUGCCCUCGAAGAGACCCUUGCAUCGAUAGAGACGGGCGGAGCUUACGGCAUCGCAUUCGCCUCCGGAUCUUCUACUACUGCCACCGUCCUCCAGUCGCUGGGACCGAAUGCGCACAUUAUCAGCGUUAAUGACGUUUACGGCGGCACUUUCCGCUACAUGACUAGGGUCGCAAAGAUUAAUCAGGGUCUAGAGACAACAUUCCUGGAUCUGGAGAACGUAGAUGAUGAUACCAUAGUUGCUGCUAUCCGGCCUAAUACCAAGCUCAUUUGGAUUGAGUCCCCCACGAAUCCUACGCUUCGCCUAAUCGAUAUACCCCGCAUUGCCUCCAUCGCACAUUCGCAUUCGUCUAAUCCGCUGGUUCUUGUCGACAAUACCUUCCUGUCACCCUUCUACUCUUCCCCGCUACUUCAAGGUGCCGAUAUCGUUAUGCAUAGUCUUACGAAAUACGUCAACGGCCACUCCGAUGUCGUCAUGGGCGCGCUCAUCCUCCCCGCAAGGCACGCUGCUCUCGUGGAGACUCUGCGCUUCCUCCAGAACGCGAUCGGCGCUGUCCCAAGUGCAUACGAUUGCUGGCUUGCUCAGCGUGGCGCGAAAACAUUACACCUACGCAUGAAGGCCCACGGCACGAACGCGCUUGCGGUCGCGCAUGCACUCGAGAAGUCUCCGUACGUCGAAGGCGUUGUCUAUCCUGGCCUUGCGUCGCACCCACGCCACGAGCUCGCCUACCGCUCACUCUCGCCCCACGCGCACAAGUUCGUCGGCAGUUACGUCGCCGUCCACGGCGAGGAGGGGGGCUUCCCAUAUGGCGGCAUGAUCUCUUUCCGCAUCCGCGGUGGACUGGAACAAGCAGACAAGUUCCUCAGUUCGACGCGCCUCUUCACUCUCGCCGAAUCGCUCGGCGGCGUCGAAUCUCUCGCGGAGCACCCUGCCAAGAUGACACACGGCAGCAUCCCUGAGGCUGAGCGUGCCCUGUUGGGUAUCGGCGAUAACCUUAUUCGCCUCUCGGUUGGUGUUGAGGAUGUCGAGGACCUGGUUGCGGAUGUGGAGCAGGCGCUAGAGGCGGCUGCCGCAACGCUUGAAGCGUAAUGUCUAAUUUAUCAGUGACUCUUGCAUCGCUUUCGCAACAUGACAGUGUAGAUGUACUUUUGCACUUCCACCUGUAUAUCACUUAGAUUCCUUGUUCUUACCAUUCGCGAGAUGUUUGCAAACAAGACGAAAGUCGAAGUUAGCCAAGCUCAAUGCGAGACAUAAC
Phanerochaete carnosa HHB-10118-sp is the source of this 1515-nucleotide messenger RNA. RefSeq lists its product as uncharacterized. Gene Ontology annotation, molecular function: pyridoxal phosphate binding; cystathionine gamma-lyase activity. Lineage: Eukaryota; Fungi; Basidiomycota; Agaricomycetes; Polyporales; Phanerochaetaceae. Gene Ontology annotation, biological process: transsulfuration. The transcript has 3 exons. Gene Ontology annotation, cellular component: cytoplasm. The record is from RefSeq and is a predicted model, not a curated record. The coding region runs from base 36 to 1349 and encodes 437 amino acids.